AUGGCCAACUCAAAGAAAACGGCGCGCGGCAAACCGACCGCAGCCAAGCAGAAGACCGCCGAACCCAUCGCGACAACCAAAGCAGUCGCACCAGCCGAUCCCACCGCAACCACCGAUCCUGACGCGACCACCGAGCCCGCCGCUCCGGCCAAGCCCGUCGUCGCUCCCGUCAACGCUGACGGCGAAUAUGAGGUAGUGGACGAGCUGAAGACGAUCAAGGCGUAUGCCGACGACCACAAGGGCAUUCCCUCUCAUUGGGAUGUCAAAGCCAUCAAGGCCGCUCGGAUCAAGUUUAGGAAGGGGGAUGGCGUUAUGCUCAAAGAUCAGUUGAUGCCCUACUUUCCUGAGCCCAGCAUCUGGGCGUCAAUGUACGAGGAGGAUUGGUGCUUGAUAUCCUACGUUAUGGGCUUCAAGCCCGCGAAGGGAUUAAGGCUUGCUAAGAAUCCGUUUAACGAUAUGAAGUGGCGCGAGCAAUUUAUGGAACCUCCUAUUAAUAUGCUCAAGGCUGUGAGGAUCCCGGUUCUUAAGAAAUCCUUUAACUUUGACGUCUUCCCUAGGAAUGAGGUUUUUGCCGAACCCUUACCUCUUGACGAAUGGUGGUAUAUUGAAGGACCUAAGUUUGUUUGGCAUUGGGACGGAGUGAAAGCGACGAAGUCCUCUCGAGUUACUCGCUCGACCCCGACCGCAGUCAAAAAGGAGAAGGCAAGUGACGAAGUCAUUAACACCAAGACCGGAGAGAACGAGAGCUCCAGCAACGUUGACGCCACCAAGCCUGCCGCAUCGAAGGAUGUCGCCAUCAGCACCGAGACGGGAGAAAGCAAGAACACCAUCAACGUUGAUGUCACCAAGCCUGCCGCAUCGAAAGAUGUCGCCAUCAAGACCGAGACUGGGAAGAGCAAGAUUGACGUCACCAAGCCCGCCGGAUUAAAAGAUAUUGCCGUCACCACCGGAACUGAGACCAUCAACAUUGACACCACCAUUAGCGAUCCAGUCGUCAAGCAGCAGGCGGAUAAGCCGUUGAUCACUAUUCCCAACGACGUAAUUGAGAUUAUAGACUCUGACUUGGAGUGGGAGCCUCCCGUCAAUAUUGCUGAUGAGGUGGUUACUGUGGCUAGUAUGAACAAACCUUUUUUCGACUUCGCGGCGGUCACCAAAAAGGAGAUGAAGGACUAUGUUGACGCGGCCAUGGAUGGAUUGCCCAACGAGGACGAUAUCAAUGCGGAGAUCGAGAAGAUUGGCAGAGGCAUGAAGAAGCUUAAGCGUAAGUAUCGCGAGAUGGAGAAGAAGAACGAGGAUUUGGAGGAGGAGUGCAAGGAGUUGAACGAGAAGCUGGGCGCGGCCUUGCAGAGGAUCACGGAGUUGGAGGGGCGAGAGGCCAAGAGACAGAAGGUCGCGGACAUGGAGCAGAAGGAGAUUGAGGAGGAGCAGCCCGAGAAGAAGAGGCUUAAGGAGGAGGAGCUCGAGAAGAAGAGGCUUGAGGAACAGAGGCUCGAGGAGGAGAGACUUGAGGAGCAGAAGCUCGAGGACGCGAAGAAGCUUGAGGCCAAGGUUGUCGGCAGGAACCCCAAUGCCUUCAUCACUGAUGAGGUCGCGCAGCGCAUGGAGCGCCAGGAGAAACAGAUCAACGUUGACGACGGACACUUGAUAGUGAAGCACGGCCUGUACUCUUUCUUCUACGGAGAUGGAGUUGUCGUGCGCUGGGUCGGCAAACCGAACAACGUUCGCAAUGGAGUUUGGGUUCCGGCAAGGAAGGUCUGA
Molecule: messenger RNA, 1758 nt
Organism: Neurospora tetraspora
Lineage: Eukaryota; Fungi; Ascomycota; Sordariomycetes; Sordariales; Sordariaceae
Exons: 3
Coding region: 1-1758 (585 amino acids)
Source: RefSeq, a predicted model, not a curated record